AUGGUUCGAGUGACAACGAAGGGAACAGCUGAGCUGAGGAAGGCUGUCAAUGGCAAGGAGGUUAUAGUUGACCUAAGCGAGGUUUAUUAUGCUGAGAACCUCGCUGAUAACAUCAUUAGCUAUGGCAUAUUGGAAGAGCGUGGAGUGUUUCUCGAGCGAGACGGCAAUCAGAGCUUUGUGGUACGUCAAGAGGAUGGCCUAAACAUUUUCGAAGUGUUUCGCCGCAAUGACGUGUUAACAGUCGACGUAAUGGGUGAGAAAAUGAAGGAAGCGCAAGUUCAAGUUGUCAACUUAGCCUUGCUACCAAGGUUACGAUGGAAUUGA
Peronospora matthiolae is the source of this 324-nucleotide messenger RNA. The record is from the annotation of a GenBank genome assembly. Lineage: Eukaryota; Oomycota; Peronosporomycetes; Peronosporales; Peronosporaceae.